Molecule: messenger RNA, 772 nt
Organism: Leptopilina boulardi
Lineage: Eukaryota; Metazoa; Arthropoda; Insecta; Hymenoptera; Figitidae
Exons: 4
Coding region: 147-536 (129 amino acids)
Source: RefSeq, a predicted model, not a curated record
UCGCAAGUAGAAGGGAUUGUCGAUUCCGCACUAUAUAAAAUCGAAAGUACCUCCUAUUCAUGUCAUCAGUUAACAUUUGUCGCACUUUUUGCGUUUUUUUUUUAUCAUUGAUAAAUUGAUAUUUUGAAAAAAAUUGCAUUUUCAAGAUGAAUUUGAAGAUUUUGAUUUUUGUCAUUUUUUCCAUUUUUGUCUUGUAUGUGUCGUCGGAAGAAAUAAAACAGCAAACACUUCCUUUAAUUGAAAAUGAAGAAAAUUCAGUGCAUACGAGGAGUAAAAGGACAUUAUUUUUAAAAAAGAAAGUCCUUGGAGCUGGACUUCUUGGCUUUGGUCUAGGAGUUGUCAAAGGAUACAAGUAUGGUUACCAUAGAGCACCGGAAGUGCACCACGUGUAUCUUGCCCCACCGCCAACACCUGUUAAGUACAUUGAAUACGUAGAGAAACCUGUCUUCGUUGACAGGAUUAUUGAGAAACCAGUCUUCAAAGAGCAUGUUGAGAGCUGGCAUCCUGAUCCACCAUCAACUUACGGGGCAUGGUGAGUUGCGGUUUAUUGAAGCGAGAGAAGCAACAAAAAUUAAUACUCAAUGAACAAAAUGUUCAUAAAGCGAUGAUUUUUUUUGCGUUUUAUGUUAUUAUUAUUAUUAGUGGUUCAUUUUUUUUUUUUUUUUUUGAUUUUACUAUAAACUCUAUAAAUUUGAAAUUAGUCCAAAUUUAUUGGAUUCGAUCAUAAAGACUAUUAAAAAUUUUGUUACAAGUUUGGAAAUAAAUAAUAUGA